This is a messenger RNA of Anopheles coustani, 7308 nucleotides long. RefSeq lists its product as uncharacterized. Gene Ontology annotation, molecular function: protein binding. The record is from RefSeq and is a predicted model, not a curated record. The transcript has 23 exons. The coding region runs from base 1 to 7308 and encodes 2435 amino acids. NCBI's taxonomy places the organism in Eukaryota, Metazoa, Arthropoda, Insecta, Diptera, Culicidae.
AUGUCUUGGGUGUUCGCACCUUCGUCACUGGGAUACAAUAAAACAGCACCGGAUCCCUUUUCAUCCUUUAUCCGACCAGAAAACGCAGGCAACAAUAAGGAUUUUUCUGGAAGCACAACGAGCACAGAAAAAGGGGGAGAAAUCCAAACCCUACGGUUGGAGCUAAAUAGUGUUGAUAGCAUAAAAACCGACACAAAUCCAAUUUUGUGUCCAGCGACCCAAUCGUCCAUCGAAAAAAGCAACAACAGCAAACAUGGCGGCCACAAUACGAUCCGGAGUCCACUCGGGGACCAGAAAAGCGUGGAAAGCGGUGCCACUUUUGCCAGAUGUGCCUGCCACGCGGAGUGUCAUUUUUCGCUCGAAACCGUGCACCAACCCACCAGCGCUGCCAGUUCAUCAUCUUCCACUUGGGAGGGUCUACACCACGCGUCCUCGCUGGGCAACAUUGACACAUCGUCUCAGGCGAAGGUAAACUUAGCGGCGCGCAGUUACGACUCCGAAGAUGAAAAUAUGGGCCGGAAGAAGGGACGGCCGUUCGAAACGGGGCCUUGCUCGAGGGCCCCCGUCUACUCGAAGGGAGACAUUCGGGAGCAGUACUGCCUGACGGAUCGACAGCUCAGCUCGAUAGAGCAGCCACGUCGGGAGCGAUUCUUCGGCUGCUGGUCCGGACGCAAUGCACCGCAAUCGUUCCUGGGCGUCUGCGUGGGCCGCCGCGCGCCCUCCGAUGAAAACCUCGCCGAUUACGCACCGAUGCAGCGCUAUCCUAGGUACAUCAACUCCUCCGGUCCGAUAACGAAAUCCAUCCUGCAGCAGUACGAUGACGACGUGGAGAGCUCGUACUUUCGCCGAAAACCGACCUCUUUUUUAUCGAACAGCAGUGGCGCAUCGGGCGGCGGCAGCGGAGGCGGAGGCGGUGGUCCCGGGCACGGUGGGGCGGGAUUAAUUAUAGGAAGCAGCGCAACACUGCCGGCCGGUGAUGGCAAGCGGUACGGUGGCUCCUGGCUGCCGGCCGAAGACGAAGCGGUCCGGUUAGAGGGUCCAAGCCUUUAUCGAUGUCCUGCACACAACGAUCUGCUACCGCCACCGCCCCCACCACCAAACGUUGGCCUUAUCGAUGGCAUUCCGGGCGGACCACCAAGGACGAAACAUGUCAGCUUCGCCCGCUCCUACACUCUCACCUCGUUCGACGAAGCGAUGGGCAGCCGGCCAUUGUCGCGCCUGGCGGCGGCCCGCAGCCAAGAAAGACUGAUCGGUGGCAAGAAGCCCACCAUAACGUUGGCCCAGCACACGACCACCCAGUACACCCCGGGCGCACCGCUCCAUUCCAUCCUCACGCAACCCACCGCCCAGCAGCAGCAGCAGCAGCCUCUGAUGCCGCAAGCCCUCCAAAAGCAACCACUGUCCAUACAACAGAGCCCGUCGGGGCAGCUGCAGGUCCAGCCCCAACAGACGCAGCAUGUGCUGAUCCAGCAGCAGCCAACGACCGCGCACCUACACCAGCAUCUUCACCAGCAGCAUUUGCAACACCUCCAGCACCAACAGGCGGCCCUCCUCGCCCAUCAAGCCCACGUCCAGCAUCAGCAGCAACAGCAUCAAGCGGCUCAACUGGCCGCCCACCAGCAGCAACACCAACAACAGCAUCAGCAACAUCAGCAGCACCAGCAGCACCAGCAUCAACAUCAGCAGCAGCAGCAGCAGCAACAUCAACACCAGCAGCAGGAGAUGGUAGUGCUCGAGAAGGUGAAACGAAGUGCCAUGAAGACGCAGGCGACUCAAACGGAAGUAUACUUGAGCAAGAAACCAUUGGCACAGCACAACCUUUCGCUAAGUCCACGAACGAUUCAUCGGGUGAAAAUGGUUUCCCAAGGCGCCCAGACGAACGGUGGACUGAGCGGGGGCGCAGGUGGAGCGAUUGCUGGAGGCCGGAAGCUCACCAAGAGCCUCUCGGAGGCUGGCGACCGGAUACAGGAGAACGGCAUCGACCCGGGCGGACUGGCGCCACCGGAAUCGGGCACCAGUCCCUGUGCAGGCUUCGACCACGAGCUGCUGCAUCGCACGCAGUCGGAAGAGCCGCCCAAAUCACCCUUCACCAUCACCUCACCGCCCUCAUCGCAUGUCACGCAGCAUUUCGAGCUGCCGCCGUCGCGCGCCUCCUCGCAGCUCAGCCACUCGGACGCGACCGGGCACUCGCGCAACCACUCGCAGGACAGCGCCACGUCCUACCGCUCGACGGACGGCUCGCGGACGUCCUACGAAACCGCCUCCUACCCGUACGACGCGUACGACAGCAUCGUGCUGCCCCGGCGCGCCAGCUCUCACACGGCGGCCGAGCCGACCUUCCAGUUCCUGCGCAAGCAGGACUUCGAGCAGGUCCACCAUCAUCACCACCAGCAGCACCAGCAGCCAAUUCCGAGCCACCAGCAGUACGUGCACGGCUACGAAAACGGUUACGUGCCGUUCGAGACGCACAGCUUGCCGCGGCGCACCUGCAUCCACCAUAAGCCGGAGGAGUUUCACACGCACACGCUGCCCCGGCGCGACCAUCACGCACACCACCAUCACGACAUCCCGGUGUACCAGUCGGACCCGGCCCAUCAGCCCCAUCCACCGCUGCCCGCCCCGGAGCAUCUGAUCCUUUCGAACGGGAGCGUUAAUCAAGAUAUUCGAUCUUUCGACAGCUCCACCACCGCCGCGUCGCAGCACCUCGCCCGCCGGAUGUCGGCCCACGCGAUCGUCCUGCAGCCGGAAAAGCAGCUGUCCGGUGGCCAACCGCUGCUCCAAGGGCUUCAGCAGUCGCAGCGGCGUGCCUCGUACGCGUUCGUCACCCCGGACUCGCACUCGCUCGGUUCGAAGCGCCACUCCGUUCCUCAUCAGCAGAUUCAGAAGGUUCAGCCGAUCAUGCAAACGCCACCGCAACCCGCCAACCAGCCGCCUCAGCAAGUGCAGCCGGUUCCCGUGAAGGCUCAAUCGUUCCAACCCCUGGUGAAGCCACAACCACCGACCUACCCCCAGCACUACACCGCCCAGCCGACCCCCUCGUGCCCGGUGACGCCACCAAACAUCCAACCGCUCGACAUGCAGGACGACACGAAGUCCUCCUCGGAGGGCAGCUGCUCGACGUGCGACUCCGACAGCGAGCCGGAGCUGCUCGACGCGACGGUCCACGGCGAGGAGCGUGAGAUUUUCAUCGACUUCAAGCCGCGCGUCUCGCCCGUACCGUCGCCCGGUGCCGUCAAGAAGAAGAAGCUCGCGAAGACGCAGUCCGAGGGGGAGCUGAUGCACGCGUCCGACUCCGGUAAGGGCCGCAAAGGAAGCGCCGAGGCGGAGGAAAGCUCGACCGGGCAGACGGCGAGUGACGACGAAGGAGUGCGUGGCAGCUCGAAGCCUAAGGUUCCCUUCGAGAUCCAGGCCAUCCCACCCCCUCCCCGGGACUAUCACGAUGCGAGCGAAAGUUCCGUUCCGGAUGACGACGAGAUCGACGAGGGCUCGAAGGAGGUGCGCGAUCGACGCAAGGAGUCCUUCCGCAAGCGCUCGGUAAGUCUCGAUCAGCCGACGAGCGGUGAGCAGGAGGAGGAGGAGGAGGCGAUCCAGCAGCAACAGCAGCGCGAGGCGGCGAAGGCACACGGACGCAACCGUCGCGCUUCCUCGCGCUCCAACGUCCUGCCGAAGGGCUCAGAGCGGCCGACCGCAGGACGCCAUCUGUCCGCGCCACCCUCGCCACAGAAAGAACUCGACCGUGGCGGCCCGAAGCUUCCCUCCUCCCCGUUCCAGUCGUCCGACUCGCUGGCCAACGAUGCCACCCGGGACACGUCCGAUGGAAACUGGAACGAAUCGCAGGCGACGAUAAUGACCACCAGUUUGACGGACAAUGGAAAGCUGACGCCAUCGUCCAGGAGGAAAAAUCUGCUCCUGCAGCACCAGCAGCGCAGCUCGAUGGACACGGACGUGCUCGACAUGGAGGACAUUGCUGACCAGCCCCUUCCACCACUGCCCGUGACGGUAGCACCGUCGUCCGCACUGCAGUCGUCCACACCGACCAUGUCGCUCGCGCCGACCGCAGCCUCCACCACGUCCGCCAGCAGCCCGGGUCAACAACCGAACGGCACGGCCGGCAUUGGCAUCGUGAAACCGACGACCCCAUCGAUCGCCGUUAUCCCUUCGCUAAGCAUCGAACGCGAGGAGCGAGACAGCCAGCAGUGGCAAAAGUCGGCCACCCUUCGCCGUCCUUCCCGGCCCCGCUCGCCCUCGAAACGGACGACCAAAGUUGACCAACCGCAGCAGCAUCAGCAACAAAAGAUGCAGAAAAUCGAACCACUAAUUCACCGGACCCCGGAUUCCCUGGAACGUGCCGGAAAAAUGGAUCCAAACUCCGCGGUUCCUCCAACAACGCCCCAACAAACUCUUCCGCCCUCUUCUAAACUGUCCCACCAUCAACCAAUGUCCGCUUCCUCCCCAAUGACCCCCCGGUUCGGGGUCAAAGUCGCUUCCCCUGGAAACGGCAUCGAUCUGCUCAAGGACCAUCCAACGGCGGAUUCGAUCGGUGGUACUGGUGGCGGUGGUGGUGGUGGUGGUGGUGGUGCAGGAUCGGAGGGUAGCACUACCGAGGACUACGUCACGUGCACCGACAACUCGAAGCGGGGCGCUUCGGGAGCUAAAGGUACAUACAAAACGAUCCACGCCACUAGACCGACCAAACCAGUAACAGCCACCACGCAGGACGGCUCGUCGUUCGAGAGCGCGUCCUCCAUCUACAGCCUCGCGCGGGUCGAUGCGGUUUGCGAGGAGACGCCACCGAUCGAGGAGCAGCCCUGCUCGCCACAGAUUCCGCCCCCGCCCAUCCCGAAACCCUCGCCGACGCACUCCGUCAGCAGCAGUUCGAGCGAUAGUUUCGGCAUCGGCAAGAAAAGUUCGCCCUCCCGGCCCACGCUGCCCAAGUCGAUCGUCGGCAAACCGAAGCCACCGAAACCGCACUCGCUGUCGGAUGACGAGCGGAGCGAGAAGCGCUACUCCUCAUCGCACGACGAGAAGGACACCGUCCCGAAGGGGGUUGGUGGUGCGACGAUGGUGGGCGCGUCGGGGCCAUCGGCUUCGACGACCGGAACCAUUGCCCGAAGCGCUCGACGGGGUCGCGAUUGGAACGAGGAGGAACGGCGCAGGAAAAAGAGCACCUUCAAGCUGGAGUUCGACAAGGACUCGAUCAAGACGUACACGACGCCGAUGUUGCGCCAGCCGAGUCCGGGCUUCAAGAAGCUCUCACCGGAUGACAAGAGCGCCUUGAACGUGCUGGAUGGUGCGAGUCCGAGUAGCAAGCAGAAGCGAUUCCGGCCGAAGACACGCAAGUCCCCGAGAGCUCGCAGCGUCGUGGCGGAGGAGACAAGUACCGGAGGGAGCGUCGGUGGAGGAGCGACCCUACCCCGGCGUAGUAAGACACCCUUGGUUCGUUCGCCGGAUAAACCCACGACUGCAGUUCCGGCAACGGCCGUCAUUCCCGCAUCCGUAAUCCUACCUCCGACUCCUCAGCCGACGGUGGCCGUAACGGCAAGUAAGCUAAGUCCCUCGCAGUACUACUCGCAGAUACGCAGCCCUCCCUCCGGUGGAUCGCCUCGAAAGCAGAAGAUCUCCCCGGAGAAGCGUCUGCAGGCGAUCUCCACCGAAUCACUGCGAUCGGUUUCGCCCGGAUCGGACUCGGUUUUCUACAGCGAGGCGGAUGCCUUAUCGCACUGUGAGCAACAUGUUCAUUGUUCCCACUGUGGCAAAGAGGUGGAGGUUGCAAACCUACCCGGUGAGUCGGAGGAAUCGAUCCUCACACUCGAUUCAACCGACGGGGAUCGACCAGACAUCGUUCAGCCACCAGAAGGGUUCGCUGACUCGCCCGACUGUACGAAGACGCCGCACCACACGCGACUCUACAAGAAGAUGGACAAGCGAUUUCGCUCCGAAGAUCGGCACGUCGAUCGGCGCCAUUUCAAAAGCCGCCAGGAGUACCGAGCCAAGAGUGAAGAACGUGGCAAGGAAGAGGUCGAGCAGAACAACUUGCGACCGGCCGGCUCUUCACCUUGUGUCGCUCCGGCCGGGCAGGCGUACGUCGACACCACGUCCGAGCCGGAGCAGGGAAUCUACCACGGCAACUACAAGGCCGGCCUGUGGAUCUGCAUCGCCGACCGGGACGUUUGGAGGCGGCACGAGCUGGCGGACGGGAGCUUCGAUCGCCCGAAGGAGGCGACGCUAGAGCGACGCGGAUCGACCGACUCCGAGCGGGACUUCCGCAAGAAGUACCAGGCGAUCACGCAUCGUCUCGUACAUCGGAAAUCAUGCGUCGAGAUGUACCGACGACAGAAUAGCAACAGUUUUGACACCGAUAAGACGGUGGUCGUGUGCCGGAAGUCCGGCGAGUUUGGGUUCCGAAUUCACGGCUCGAAGCCGGUGGUGGUGUCCGCGAUCGAACCGGACACGCCGGCCGAAACUUCGGGCCUGGAGGUCGGUGAUAUUGUACUGUCGGUCAACGGGAUAUCGGUGAUCGACAAGAGUCACUCGGAGGUUGUGAAAAUUGCCCACGCCGGCAGCGAUACGUUGGAGCUGGAGGUUGCCCGCACGAUUGGAGUUCUUUCACCGCUAGAGGAUAGCUCAUCGCAUCCCUCGAUCUACACCGGGUUCCUAUGGCGAUACUGUGCCAGUGGUGGCAAGUGGGUUCGCCGGUGGUUCUGUCUACGACCGGAUCACUGCCUUUACUACUACCGAACAGACUCGGACAACCAACCGAUCGGUGCGAUCAUGCUGACGAAUCAUAAGAUCGAACGGAUCCCGAUGGAACCGGUGACCCGUCCGUUUAGUUUCGCGAUCGACACCGAAGAGGGCACCACCGUGCAGCUGGCAGCGGACUCCGAUGAGGCGGUAAAUCGUUGGAUCGCCAUCAUCAGUCACGCGGCGCAGCAGUGCGAUCCAUGGUUGGAAAACAGUGCCAGAAACUUACGCCUCGCUCCUACUGCCAUCUCCAAGCCGGACUGCAGUGGACCGCUAGCCAAGCUGGGCAGCAAAUGGCGCUCGUGGACCAAACGCUACUGCGUGCUGAAGGACGCCGUUCUCUACUUCUACCAUGACGGAACAAGCAAGACUGCUUUUGGAAUGGCCUGCUUACAAGGCUAUCGUGUGCAACCGUCGUCGGCCGGGGGAAAGAAGUACGCAUUUGAAAUUGUACCACCGGAGCUCAGUUUGAGACACUACUAUUUCCAUACCGAGACGGAGAUGGACAAGAAGCGCUGGGUUGCCGCCCUAGAAUACUCGAUAGAUCGGUGGAUGAGGGCCGGCUGA